Nelumbo nucifera (sacred lotus) is the source of this 1126-nucleotide messenger RNA. It is a transcript of the gene VPS22, whose product is annotated as EAP30/Vps36 family protein. Gene Ontology annotation, biological process: protein transport to vacuole involved in ubiquitin-dependent protein catabolic process via the multivesicular body sorting pathway. The record is from RefSeq and is a predicted model, not a curated record. Gene Ontology annotation, cellular component: ESCRT II complex. NCBI's taxonomy places the organism in Eukaryota, Viridiplantae, Streptophyta, Magnoliopsida, Proteales, Nelumbonaceae.
GACGCGAAACGUCUAAAAUGAAUCUGAUACUGAAAGCAGAAACAAGCCGGAAGCUUACCGUGUGCUGCUACUCCUUUUCGUCGAGGUUUGAAUUCCAGAAAGUUUGAAACUGGUCGUCGAACAUUAUCGGCUUCUGCAAAAAGGCGAAACCUUUGAGUUACAUUUCGUUGGUUGAGAGAGUGGUGUUGCUACCCAUUCAAGGUCGAGUUACGCUCAGAUCAUUCGAGAAGAAUGAGGAGAAGACCAGGAAUUGGGGGUUUGCAGACGGCCGCGGCUGCUAGGGAUCAAUAUCGAUUGCUUGGAGAAAAUGUGACCAAGCUCAGAACCGACAUCAUGAAAGAACAGCUCACUACAUUUCGAACCCAAUUAGAAGAAUUUGCUCGCAAGCAUAAGAAUGACAUUCGUAAAAAUCCUGCAUUCAGAUCACAGUUUCAUGAGAUGUGUGCUAAAGUUGGAGUAGAUCCCCUUGCCUCAAACAAGGGUUUCUGGGCUGAGCUACUCGGGAUUGGUGACUUCUACUAUGAGUUAGGGGUACAAAUUGUUGACAUUUGCUUGGAAACAAGAUCUGAAAAUGGAGGUUUGAUCAACUUGCAGGAACUCUGCAGUCGUCUUCGUCAAAGGCGAAAGGCUGCUCGUGAAUCUGUCUCUGAGGAUGAUUGUUUGCGUGCUAUUAAUAAGCUGAAGGUACUGGGUGGUGGUUAUGAGGUUAUUUCGGUUGGAAAGAAAAAGCUUGUGCGCUCUGUUCCUACUGAAUUGAACAAAGACCAUAAUGAAAUUUUGGAACUCGCCCAGGCUCAAGGUUACGUGACUGUGGAAGAGGUAGAGAGGCAGCUUUCCUGGUCAUCUGGCCGUGUUACUGACUGCCUUGAAACUCUCCUGAAAGAGGGGCUUGCAAUGAUUGAUGACGGCCACAAAGAUCGUAAGCGACGCUACUGGUUUCCGUGUGUAUCAUCCAUUCAUACAUCUGUAGGUGCUGAGGCUGUUAAAAGUUGAUUUUCUUAUUAUGUUAACCUCUGUGAUUGUAAAUUGGAAAUGUUAAUCUCUUGAAAUCAUUUCUGCCACUGAUUUUGAUAGAAAAUAAUGAUCUGUUGCAAUCAACAACCUCUACGGUUCAAAACUUCAAAUA